UUCACGAUGUAGCGAAGUAGCAACGUUUCUCGAUGCAGAGGUUGAAGCGAAGCACCCGUUGGUUGAUUUCCCAAUUCAAACGGGCGUUCGGAUAAUAAGCCAGAGAAAGCAAGAAUAAUCAUGCCGAAGCGAAAGCCGCUUCGGUGUUUCAUCUUUCUUGCUAUUUCCUGUUAGAGACUCUAUGACAUUCUACUAGGGACGUGGUUGCUAGUCAAAUUAGAAUGAUAUGAAUCUCUCCUAUCUUAAUCGCUUCCCUGAGCGUCUUGUUGCUCCUCUCUACUCUACAACUCCCAUCAGAAGCCACCGGACGGAUGAUAUUGCUAUUGAAGGUCGUAACCUGAAUUUCUCUUUCCCCACAAGGCAGGUGAAAGCUGUACCGAUUCUUCGGGAUUGUUCAAUUCGCAUUCCUUCUGGGCAGUUUUGGAUGCUUCUUGGACCCAACGGAUGCGGGAAAUCUACCCUCUUAAAGAUAUUAGCUGGUCUCUUAAAUCCUACUGCAGGAACAGUGUGCGUGAAAGGCCCCAAAAGUUUUGUUUUCCAAAAUCCAGAUCAUCAGGUGGUAAUGCCUACAGUGGAAGCUGACGUUGCAUUUGGUCUUGGCAAGUUCAAUCUGACCAAUGAUGAAGUGAAAUCAAGGGUAUCAAGAGCGUUGCAUGCUGUGGGCAUGUCUGACUACAUGCAGAGAUCUGUUCAAACUCUAAGUGGCGGUCAGAAGCAGAGGGUUGCCAUUGCUGGUGCUUUAGCAGAAGCUUGUAAAGUUCUGUUGUUGGAUGAGCUCACAACGUUCUUAGAUGAAAAUGACCAGGUUGGUGUUAUCAAAGCAGUUAGGAAUUCUCUGGAUACUUCUGCAGGGGUUACAGCAUUGUGGGUCACUCAUCGUUUAGAAGAAUUAAACUAUGCUGAUGGUGCCGUCUACAUGGAGGAUGGGAAAGUUGUGAUGCAUGGAGAUGCUGAAAGAAUUAAAAGUUUCAUUGAAUCCAGGCAAUCCGACUAUAUCAAACAGAUAAAUUCUUGAUCAACGCCCUUUUGGUUUCUGAAAUUGUUUCCAAUCUUUUAUAAUGCAAACACACACAUUAUUGAUGUUCCUCCUUCUUCACUUCGUCUUCUAUCCAAUCCCCACGUGACUUCGGGGAGCGGCCCGGCAUGUUUAUCUACCUCGCAUAUUAAAGCAAUACCAAUUGUUUUCAAUACUUUUAAGACGCUAAAAUGUGCAAUUUGUUGUGCAUGCAGAGGAUUGCAUAUAUGCUUUUGUGUGUAUGCACGGUCAAAAAUGGAUAUGUGAUGUCUACCCAUAAAAGAUGUGAAUGUAUAUGCACAUGUAUGUUUGGUAAGAGAAUAAGAGAAUAAUGGUUUACAAGUA
Neltuma alba is the source of this 1360-nucleotide messenger RNA. RefSeq names its product ABC transporter I family member 10-like. Gene Ontology annotation, cellular component: membrane; chloroplast envelope. The record is from RefSeq and is a predicted model, not a curated record. Lineage: Eukaryota; Viridiplantae; Streptophyta; Magnoliopsida; Fabales; Fabaceae. Gene Ontology annotation, molecular function: ATP binding; ATP hydrolysis activity. Bases 227 to 1015 code for a protein of 262 amino acids. Gene Ontology annotation, biological process: transmembrane transport. The transcript is spliced from 6 exons.